UAGACGUGGUAGCUGUCUUAUUUUAAGUCGUUCUUAUCAAUCUACCCAUUCAUAAUUUCUACUAUGCCCCUUUCCCUUCUUAGCUGCUGACGGUCUGCACCAGAAUCUAGAUAGUCAGAAGUCAGAAACAGAAACUUUCCUUUUUCAGGUUAGUAUACAUCUCUUCAAAGUUAACAUAUAUUCAAACCCCUUUUAGAGAGUUGAGAUCAUUAAAAAAGAUUGAAGUCCAGAAUCCAAGAUUUUAGGAGAUUGUGAUUAUAUGGCUUUGAAUUAUGUGGAUUUAAAACUAGUACGAAAGGGUUUGGAUUUUACUCGAAAAGAUAGGAACUUGGUUGUUGCUUUGGGAGCUCUUGGUGUCACUAGUUAUGGUGCUUAUAGGGCUUAUUGGUCACCUUCUAUGGUUAGAAAAAGGGAGAAAAUUUUGAAAAUUAUAGGUGCUUUUGUUUCUUUAGCUGAAAUGGUGUCUGAUUCAGCUGAUGUAAUUGGGAUUCUCUCUAAAGAUCUAAAGGAGUUCAUUGCAUCUGACUCUGUUCAAAUUCCUAGAAGUUUGAAACAGAUUUCCAAGAUUGCUAAGUCAGAUGAGUUUUCACAAUCUGUUGUUAAUGUCACAAGUGCGUUGACUGUGGGAGUUGUGAAAGGUUACCAGCAAGAAACCGCGAAAAAUGGUGUUUCUGGGGUUGCAAAUUCUGGCCCAUUUGACCAUAUUUUGGAUAAGUUGUUUUCUGAUGCAGGGUCUGGUUUUGCUUCUGUAAUUGUUGGGAGCUUCGCCAAGAAUUUGGUUCUUGCUUUUUGUUCGGACAAGAAAGGCAAUGGUACUGAUUGUGAAUUUGAAUAUUCUGUUCCAGGAUGGGUUGAUGUUCUAUGCCAGGAUAAGUGCAGAGAAUUAAUAGGCAAUUGCGUACAGUUGUUUGUGAGCACUGCUGUUGCUGUUUAUCUUGACAAGACAAUGAAUAUCAACACAUAUAAUGAAAUCUUUUCUGGGUUGACUAAUCCCAAACAUGAAGCCAAAAUGAGAGACAUGUUAGUGGCAAUAUGUAGUGGUGCCAUUGGAACUUUUGUCAAAACUUCUCAUAAAGUUUUGACAAGUACUGAUAUGGAUAUGGAUAUGGAUGGUACCACUUCAAAAAUAUAUUCUUCGUCUUUGCCACUUAGUUUCAAAGCCAAACAAUUUAUGGAUGAAGACCAGAACAUGUACAAUGGGUGGACAAAUAAAGUAUCUUAUACUUUGGCAGCGCCAAAGAAUAAGAGGUUUAUUCUUGAUUUGACUGGGAGGGUGACCUUUGAGAGUGUUAGAUCUUUUCUGGAGUUUCUGCUGGAAAAGUUGCGUGAGUGUUUGAGAAAAAGCAUAGAUGUUGUUCAAGAGGAGGUGAAGUAUUUGAGAAGAAGUGUAGAUGUUAUACAGGAGGAGGUUGUUGAUACGAGUGCUGAAGCUUAUAGGUAUGUGAGUGGGAAGUCUUCUACUGCUGUUAGUGUCUGCCUCACUUUGUGUUUGCACAUACUUAAUGGUCCUUGGAUCUUGGUUCCAAAUUAAAGUUUCAGUAUAGAAUCUUGGGAAGGUACUUUUAUCAUUUGUAAAACUUCCUAUUACAUUCUUUCGUUAAGGGAAUAUUGGUUGGUGUAACUGUACGUAGUUGCUCUGUACUUGAUUGAUUGAUUGUAUUUUACUAAUACAAGUUGUCAAAGUGAAUGUAAAUUUGCCCGUAUUUUUCUCC
Nicotiana tabacum (common tobacco) is the source of this 1712-nucleotide messenger RNA. Its product is annotated as protein PHLOEM PROTEIN 2-LIKE A10. NCBI's taxonomy places the organism in Eukaryota, Viridiplantae, Streptophyta, Magnoliopsida, Solanales, Solanaceae. The record is from RefSeq and is a predicted model, not a curated record.